AUGACUACUGUAUUGGAUCUAGAGAAAAACAGGUUGAGAGUGGAGCAAGAGGAAAAAGGUCACCUGUCACCCUACCCAACCGCCCUCUAUCUUUUGAGCGUUGGCUGGGGGAGUCUCCGCCAGAGUCGCCGCGGUUUCCUGCUUCAACAGUGCUCGGACGGGCGGGGGGCCGGGGCCGGCGCUCGUUUGCCCUCCGGGGCCGCCGCCCGGAGCCGGCCUGGCCACCUCCACCUCCACGCAGCGCUCUCGCCGCUCCCGCCCCGCCAGGACGCCGCGCCCGCGCAGGUGCGCCAGAAGCACCGCCGGGCCAGCGUGGAGCUCUACGCGUCCUGCGUCUCCUUGUCCGUGUCUUAUCGCUUGGAUCGUGAUGAUGUGGCUUUGAAGAACUUGGCCGAAUAUUUUCUCCACCAAUCUCAUGAGGAGAGGGAACAUGCUGAGAAACUGAUGAAGCUGCAGAACCAACGAGGUGGUAGAACCUUCCUUCAGGAUAUUAAGAAACCAGACCGUGACGAUUGGGAGAAUGGGCUGAAUUCAAUGGAGUGUGCGUUACACUUGGAAAAGAGUGUGAAUCAGUCACCACUGGAACUGCACAAACUGGCCACUGAUAAAAAUGACCCCCACUUGUGUGACUUCAUUGAGACUCAUUACCUGAACGAGCAGGUGAAAUCCAUCAAAGAAUUGGGUGACCAUGUAACCAGCCUGCGCAAGAUGGGGGCUCCCGAAUCUGGCAUGGCAGAGUAUCUCUUUGACAAGCACGCCCUGGGAAACAGUGAUAGUGAGAGCUAAGCCUUAGGCUGUCUUCCCAUAGCCACAGGGUGACUUCCCUGGUCACCGAGGCAGUGCACGCAUGUUGGGGUUACCUUUACCUUUUCUAUAAGUUAUACCGAAACAUCUACUUCUUUCAUUUGUA
Canis lupus familiaris (dog) is the source of this 910-nucleotide messenger RNA. Its product is annotated as ferritin heavy chain-like. Gene Ontology annotation, cellular component: cytoplasm. Gene Ontology annotation, biological process: intracellular iron ion homeostasis; iron ion transport. Gene Ontology annotation, molecular function: ferric iron binding; ferrous iron binding. The record is from RefSeq and is a predicted model, not a curated record. Lineage: Eukaryota; Metazoa; Chordata; Mammalia; Carnivora; Canidae. The transcript has 2 exons. Bases 1 to 786 code for a protein of 261 amino acids.